AUGUCAGUAAUGAUUGAAUUUUUAGGCAUUGAUAAAAGCAAACAAAUAAAUACAUUAAUUCCUAAAAUAAGAAUAAAAAAACGACGAAGAGCUGAAAAUGCUGAAAUGAAACGAGAAAGAAAAGCUUGGAGGACUUUAGCAAUAAUUACAGGAACUUUUGUCGCUUGUUGGACCCCUUUCUUUCUUAUUUCGCUUUAUCGACCAAUGUGUCGUUGCAAAAUUCCUAUUUUAUUGGAAAGCAUUACGAACUGGCUAGGAUAUUUAAACUCAGCAUUAAAUCCAAUAAUCUACACAGUAUUCUCAUUAGAUUUUCGAUUGGCGUUCAAACGUCUUGUUAAAAGAUUAAUAUUUAUGCGAUGUCUUUUGUAA
Molecule: messenger RNA, 369 nt
Organism: Dracunculus medinensis (Guinea worm)
Lineage: Eukaryota; Metazoa; Nematoda; Chromadorea; Rhabditida; Dracunculidae
Source: the annotation of a GenBank genome assembly